CUGAGGCCGCUGGGCGCGCAGUUUGUGGCGCCAGAAUUCGGAGCGCGGCAGCGCCUGAGAGAGAGAGGAGAGAGAGAGGAGCGAGAGAGAGAGAGAGACAGAGAGAGAGACAGAGAGAGAGAGACAGAGAGAGAGAGACAGAGAGAGAGAGAGAGACAGCAGCCUGCGAGCCGCGGCCCGCUGCUCUCCCUCACAACGGGUUCCGGCUCCUGCAGCGCGACACCAUGGUGGUUCUCCGCAGCAGCCUGGAGCUGCACAGUCGCUCCACCGCCUCGUCGGCCGCCGACUCUCUGGACCUGUCGGGCGACUUCCUCAGCCUCAAGGACCACGGCCGGAGCCGGCCCGGCUCGACCCGAGCCGCCGAGAAAUCCACCGCGUCCACGGCGGCGGAGGGAGAUGGAUCUUCAGUUAAGGGAGUUGAAAUCUACCACCAUACACAUUCUUUAAGAUCGUUGAGGAAAAAAGCACAGAUUUCUUCAGAUUCGAGUUUUGAUAAGACCAUGGAAAGAACAGAGAAACACACUAAUGGCAGACAUUUCACAAGGCAAUUGGCUCGACAGCAGGCUGACAAAAAGAAAGAAGAGUGCAAGGAAGACAAAGCUAUUCCAAUUACUCACUCAUUGAGGAAUAGAGACAUUGCUCAAAGUACAGAACAUUUGCAUGAACAGAAUGGAGAUGUUGAAGUUCGAAGAAGUUGUAGGAUUAGAAGUCGUUACAGUACUGUGAACCAGUCUGUGCUAUUUGACAAACUUAUAACCAACACUGCUGAAGCUGUGCUCCAAAAGAUGGAUGACAUGAAAAAGAUGCGCAGACAGCGAAUGAAAAAACUUGAAGAUAUGGGAGUGUUUAAUGAAACAGAAGAGAGCACCCUUAGCGUGUACACAAGAGGGAAACAGAAGGCUGCACAGCAGCGAGCUGAUGAAGAGACCACCGACAACCAGGAUGGCAGUGUGGAAUCAUCUGAAGAGGGUGAAGAGCAAGAAGAUGAUGAUGGUGAAGAUGAAGAAGAUGAUGAAGAUGAAGACGAUGAAGAUGGAGAAGAGGAUAAUCAAAAACGAUACUAUCUUAGGCAGAGAAAAGCAACCGUGUACUAUCAAUCACCACUAGAAAAACCUCGUCACCAGAGAAAGCCCAACAUAUUUUAUAGUGGCCCAGCUUCUCCUGCAAGACCAAGAUACCGAUUAUCUUCUACAGGUCCAAGAAGUCCCUAUUGUAAACGAAUGAACAGGCGACGGCAUGCAAUCCACAGCAGUGACUCUACUUCCUCCUCCUCUUCUGAAGAGGAGCACUUUGAGAGGAGAAGAAAAAGGAACCGAAACAGAGCUAUUAACAGGUGCCUUCCACUAAAUUUUCGGAAAGAUGAAAUAAGAGGGAUUUAUAAAGAUCGGAUGAAAAUUGGAGCAAACCUUGCUGAUGUUGACCCAAUGCAACUAGAUUCUUCAGUACGAUUUGAUAGUGUUGGUGGCUUGUCCAAUCACAUUGCAGCACUGAAAGAGAUGGUGGUGUUUCCCUUACUUUACCCAGAAGUCUUUGAAAAGUUUAAAAUUCAACCCCCAAGAGGUUGCUUGUUUUAUGGUCCACCCGGAACUGGAAAAACGCUGGUUGCUAGAGCACUUGCCAAUGAGUGCAGUCAAGGGGAUAAAAGAGUGGCCUUUUUCAUGAGGAAAGGGGCUGACUGUCUGAGUAAGUGGGUCGGAGAAUCUGAAAGACAGCUGCGAUUGCUUUUUGAUCAGGCCUAUCAGAUGCGCCCAGCAAUUAUUUUCUUUGAUGAAAUCGAUGGUCUGGCUCCAGUACGAUCUAGCAGGCAAGAUCAGAUUCACAGUUCUAUUGUUUCAACACUGUUAGCUCUUAUGGAUGGUUUGGACAGCAGAGGAGAAAUUGUGGUCAUUGGAGCUACCAACAGACUAGAUUCCAUAGACCCUGCUUUACGAAGACCUGGUCGAUUUGACAGAGAAUUCCUUUUUAGUCUACCUGAUAAAGAUGCUCGAAAAGAGAUUCUGAAGAUUCAUACAAGAGAUUGGAAUCCAAAACCACUGGACAUAUUCCUAGAAGAACUAGCAGAGAGCUGCGUUGGAUACUGUGGUGCAGACAUUAAGUCAGUAUGUGCUGAAGCUGCUUUGUGUGCCCUACGUCGACGAUACCCACAGAUCUACACCACCAGUGAGAAGCUGCAGCUGGAUCUCUCUUCAAUUACUAUCUCAGCUAAGGACUUUGAGACUGCUAUGCAGAAGAUAAUACCAGCUUCCCAGAGAGCUGUGAUAUCCCCUGGACAGGCACUGUCUGCCAUUGUGAAGCCACUCCUGCAAAAUACUGUUCAUAGGAUCUUAGAAGCCUUACAGAAAGUAUUUCCACAUGCGGAAGUUGGAACAAGCAAAACUUUAAAUUCAGAUGUUUCUUGCCCUUUGCUAGAAAGUGAUUUGGCAUACAGUGAUGAUGAUAUACCAUCGAUGUAUGAAAAUGGACUUUCUGAAAAACCCUAUAAUCAGGCAAAAGAAAAUUUAAAUUUCCUUCAUUUAAAUAGAAAUGCCUGUUACCAACCUAUGUCUUUUCGACCAAGAUUACUAAUAGUGGGAGAACCAGGGUUUGGACAGAGCUCUCACUUGGCACCAGCUGUGAUCCAUGCUUUGGAAAAGUUUACUGUGUAUACAUUAGACAUUCCUGUUCUUUUCGGCAUCAGUACUACAUCUCCUGAAGAAACAUGUUCCCAGAUGAUUCGUGAAGCUAAGAGAACAGCACCCAGCAUAGUCUAUAUCGCGCAUGUCCACUUGUGGUGGGAAAUAGUUGGACCAACACUCAAAGCCACAUUUAUGACCUUGUUACAGAACAUACCUUCAUUUGCUCCCGUUUUACUGCUUGCAACUUCUGACAGACCGUAUUCAGCUCUGCCUGAGGAGGUACAAGAAUUGUUUGCCCAUGAUUAUGGAGAGAUUUUUAAUGUCCAGUUACCAGGUAAAGAAGAACGGACCAAAUUUUUUGAAGACCUAAUUUUAAAACAAGCUACGAAGCCUCCUGUGUCAAAAAAGAAAGCAGUUUUGCAGGCCUUGGAGGUCCUCCCAGUAGCGCCGCCGCCUGAACCAAGACCGCUCACAGCAGAGGAAGUCAGACAGCUGGAAGAACAGGAAGAAGAUACAUUUAGAGAACUCCGAAUCUUCUUGAGAAAUGUCACGCAUAGGCUUGCUAUUGAUAAGCGGUUCCGAGUCUUCACCAAGCCUGUUGACCCUGUUGAGGUUCCUGAUUAUGUCACUGUAAUAAAGCAGCCAAUGGACCUUUCAUCUGUAAUCAGUAAAAUUGACUUACAUAAGUAUCUGACUGUGAAAGACUAUCUGAGGGAUAUUGAUCUAAUCUGUAGCAAUGCUUUAGAAUACAACCCAGAUAGAGAUCCUGGAGAUCGUCUUAUUAGGCAUAGAGCCUGUGCUUUAAGGGACACUGCCUAUGCAAUAAUUAAAGAAGAGCUUGAUGAAGACUUUGAGCAGCUUUGUGAAGAAAUUCAGGAAUCUAGGAAGAAGAGAGGUUGUAGCUCCUCCAAAUAUGCACCAUCUUAUUACCAUGUCAUGCCAAAGCAAAAUUCUACUCCUGCUGGUGAUAAAAGGUCAGCUCAAGAGCCCAGUGAGAAGCCAAAGGCACCUUGUACUCCUGUGGCCUGUAGUACCCCUGCUCAGUUGAAGAGGAAAGUUCAUAAUAAGUCAAAGUGGCAUGUAGGUAACAAACUAAAGCGAAGGAAACUUUCACAAUCCAAAGACAAUAGCCAAACUGCUAUGAAUAAUCAAACCAGGAGUAGUGAUACAGAGGAAAGUCAGCAUACAAGUGCAGAUCACAAUGAGCUCGGAAAUACGGGAGAGUCUUCAGUGGAAGAAAAUGAGAAGCAGAACGUCUCCGAAAGCAACACAGACCUGAAAAAUACCUCGAGUACCUCCAGUAUUGAGAAUGGACCUGAAGAAUCUACUCAAACUACAGAGUGUACAGACUUGAGAAAAGAGAAAACUGAUUGCAAUGGGAAUGCUUCUAGCUCCCAGGUCAUAGACAUUCCUGGGGAAAAUGAAUCAAAAGAAAUGUGUAUUCUGCGAAUGACUCGAGCUAGACGUUCCCAGGUAGAGCAGCAGCAGCUCAUCAGUGUGGAGAAGGCCCUGGCGAUUCUCUCUCAGCCUACACCCUCACUUGUUGUGGACCAUAAGCGCUUAAAAAAUCUUUUGGAGACUGUUGUUAAAAAGAGUCAGAAAUAUAAUAUAUUCCAACUGGAAAACUUGUAUGCAGUAAUCAGCCAGUGCAUUUAUGAGCAUCGCAGGGACUAUGACAAAACAGCUCUUAUUCAGAAAAUGGAGCAAGCAGUAGAAAACUUCAAUUGUUCCAGAUCAUGAUGUCAUUGCACCAAGUAUUUUUAUAUUGAAUUCCUAUUAAUUGUCUUCAGAUAUGUCCACAAAACUGAUGCAAGAUAAAAUGAAAUCUUGCAGCUUGAAGAAAAAUUAAAAUAGUGAAAUUAUUUUAAUCCCCUGGUACUUAAUGUACAUGUGGUAAGAUAAGUCUUGGAUGUUUGUUGGAACAGAACACUGUAACAAUAGUAAUUGUUCAAGUUUGGCUAGAUCUUAAAACUUUGGUAAUUAAUAAUUUAUUAAUUAUUGGAUUUUUUGUUAUUAGCUUAAGCACUUUUAAUUUAACACUUCCUAGUAGGUUAUCAUACCAGACGAGAAUUGUGUCUGUUGUAUUUUUGCCAUCUCUUGUGUUUGUUGUCCUUUAACGCCUUUCUUCCAACUGCCAUAAGUCAAGUUGUGAUUUGUAAGGGGGCCUAAAAUACAAUUCUGUACCUUAUAUAAAAAUUAAUGUUUUUAGAUAAACAUUUUUAUAAUUCUAAUUUGGGAUAAUAAAGGUUUAAAAAGUUAUUGUUUACUUUGUAAUUAAAUAUACAACAAAUAAUAAGUGACUAGUUUUUGUAUUUGACAACUGUUUAUCUUUCUACCAUUGUAUCUAGGUUAUAUUCUAUAAGUAUUUUUAUAUGCAUAUAUGACUAUAAAUACAAAUUUUGUAUUACUGAUACCAAAAAUACAUUUCUUUCUUAAAGUUGAAACCAUGUGUUUCUAUACACUAUUGGGAGGGACAUGAAAGCCUUCACUUGCAGAACAGCAUUGUUGGAAAGCUUGUUUGAGAGGAAUAGAAGAAAAUGGUAGCUAGCUGGGCCAUGGUGGUGCAUGCCUUUAAUCCCAGCACUCGGGAGGCAGAGGCAGGCAGAACUCUGAAUUCAAGGCCAGCCUGGCCUACAGAGUGAGUUCCAUGACAGCCUCCAAAGCCACAGAGAAACCCUGUCUCAAAAACCAAAAAGAAAGAAUGAAGGAGGGGAAAGAAAACGCUAACUGAAAUGAGGCUGUGUUCGUUGGUGAUGUAAUGGUAGGGAAAGAACCCGGGCCCAGUACACUGAGCACAUGCCUAACUCAAGAGUUUAGAUUUUACUAUAGUUUCAUUAUGUGGGUUUUUAAAGAUUACUAAGAUUCAAUAAUAUGGAUACCUUAAUUAUAGAUGCUGCCUUAUAUACCUACCAAAAAUGCCAAAUACCAGUAACAUUUGAACAUGUGCAUAUUGCUAAAGGUGAUGCUGUGCAAGUUGAGUGUAAUUGUGUACAUUUGUGAUCUCAGCCCUGGAGGCAGAGGCAAAAAGAUCAGGAGUUCAGGGUCAUUCAUUAGCUACAUGGUAAGUUUGAGGCCAGCCCGGCUACUCAAGACUAUCUCAAAAAAGCAAAAACCAAACCAAAAAAAAGGGUUAUGUUUAAUAGUUUUUAUUGAAGUUUAUUAUAAUUUAUUUCAGAUGUAUCCUUUCAUUGUGCUUCUUGUAUAAUAAAUUUUAAAGUUGAAA
Mesocricetus auratus (golden hamster) is the source of this 5838-nucleotide messenger RNA. It is a transcript of the gene Atad2, whose product is annotated as ATPase family AAA domain containing 2. Lineage: Eukaryota; Metazoa; Chordata; Mammalia; Rodentia; Cricetidae. The record is from RefSeq and is a predicted model, not a curated record. The transcript is spliced from 28 exons. Gene Ontology annotation, biological process: positive regulation of transcription by RNA polymerase II. Gene Ontology annotation, cellular component: nucleus. Gene Ontology annotation, molecular function: ATP hydrolysis activity; histone binding; chromatin binding. The coding region runs from base 225 to 4355 and encodes 1376 amino acids.